AGAACCCUGAGGCCCAGGCUGCAGAGGCGGCGGCGGCGGCGGCGGCGGUUGGUUAGGGGCGUGCCGGCGAGGCAGAGAUUGAGCGAGAUGUGGCCCCUCAGGGAGACGUGACCCUCCUGCGCCUGGGCGGUUAGGGUUACCCCUCUUCAGCACUGGUACCAGAAAAACUGUUCCUGAGAGCAAAGUGGAGUGUGUAGUUGGCCCUGUGCAUGAGAACAGCAAUUUCAUUUCAAUAUAGAUGACCAUGCAGCCUGCAAUUCAAGUAUGGUUUGGAGAAGACCUGCCUCUAAGUCCACGGAGUCCGCUGACCCCUAGACAUGGGCCAGGUUUGGCUGAUGUUUGUCAGUAUGACGAGUGGAUAGCUGUGAGGCACGAAGCCACCCUGUUGCCCAUGCAAGAGGAUCUGUCAAUCUGGUUAUCUGGUUUAUUAGGUAUUGAAAUUAAGGCAGAGAGAUUAUUGGAAGAACUUGAUAAUGGAGUACUAUUAUGCCAGCUGAUUAAUGUUCUUCAAAACAUGGUGAAAACAUGCAACUCUGAAGAACCAAGGAAUUUUCCAAUGAGAAAAGUGCCCUGUAAGAAAGAUGCUGCGUCAGGUUCAUUCUUUGCUAGAGACAACACUGCGAACUUCCUUCACUGGUGCAGGCACAUUGGAGUGGAUGAGACUUACCUCUUUGAAUCUGAAGGUUUAGUUUUGCACAAAGAUCCAAGACAGGUGUAUCUUUGUCUUCUUGAAAUUGGUCGAAUUGUGUCAAGAUAUGGGGUUGAGCCCCCAGUAUUAGUAAAACUUGAGAAAGAAAUUGAGCUAGAGGAGACCUUACUUAAUACUUCUGGACUUGAAGAUUCCAUCAGCAUUCCAAAAUCGUGCUGUCAGCAUGAAGAGCUGCAUGAAGCUGUUAAACAUAUUGCAGAAGACCCUCCUUGUAGUUGUUCUCAUCGAUUUUCUAUCGAGUACUUAUCUGAAGGACGGUACCGACUAGGAGAUAAAAUACUCUUUAUAAGAAUGCUUCAUGGAAAACAUGUCAUGGUCCGUGUCGGUGGAGGCUGGGAUACUCUUCAAGGAUUUUUGCUUAAGUAUGAUCCCUGUCGAAUAUUACAGUUUGCUACACUAGAACAGAAAAUUCUAGCAUUUCAGAAAGGAGUGUCUAAUGAAAGUGUGCCUGAUUCGUGUGCCAGAACACCUCAGCCUCCUGAAAUGAAUCCUUUGUCAGCAGUUAGCAUGUUUCAGAAACAGGAUUCAAAACCUGGCACACCCAUUGGUCUUCCAAGGAGCAAAGAGAAGCAGGUAUGUUCACCAGCUGUGUUGCUGCCAGCAUCUUCCCUGAAAGGAGGUGAUCUAGCCUCCAGGUCAGUCCGUUCUAAACUUCCAAAUUCUCCAGCUGCAUCUUCUCACCUUAAACUCAAAUCUUCAAAAGGCAUAACAAAGAAACCACAGGCUCCUUCAAACAAUGUGACAUCUUCACCUGCUUGUCUAAAGCCCGUAGGUAAAAGCACUGCUUCACCAGCUUUAUCAAGAACUGCACCUUGUGUGUCUGAGUCAUUAAGAAAAUGUGUCCUAUCACCCAAAACUCCUAAGGCCAAGUUUGUUCCAGCCAAGGAGUCAAGAGAGAUGCAUGAGUCUACACUUUUGCCAGAUAAGCGUUCAGGAAAAACUGAACCAAAGCAUUUGAAACACAGUCAUGUAUCUUCCAGGGAUAAUGCAACGUGUCACUCAGCUGCAUGUUUAAAUUCAUCAUCAAAGUGUCCAAAGCCACCUAAGGCAAAUCUACAUGUAAGGCCUAACCCCUCUCCUUCUAUCUGGUCCCCUCCAAAAGUGAUGGCAUCCGGUUCCAAAACCACGACCACGGGUCCGGAAACACGGUCUGAGCCAUGUGACAGAGCCCCGCAAGCGGGGGCAAUGCCAGCCCCGAAACCUAAGUCAGCCUGGAAUUUAAACCAGCCACUUUCUGUAGCCUCAGUUGCUCCUACAAAAGCUGCACAGAAAUCGAAAGAUAAAAAUACUGUUUCAGUUGCCAAAAAGCAGCCUCAGAAUAAAAGCACAUCCCAGAAGACAGGAACCAGCGCCUCCAGGUCCCCUGGCCGCACCCCACUGUCCAUCAUGAGUGUUCCCCAGUCUUCUGCCAGAACACAACCAGACCCAAAGUCAGCACAGACUGCCACCAGGAGCCAGGACUCAGCCAAAGGGCCUCCAAAAAGUGACAAAGCCCCAGCCUCAACCAGGAAACCACCUUCCUCUGGCAAGGAGGCAGUUAGUGGAGAUAAAAAAUCUCCUGCAAAGAAAAAGGAAGAUGACCAUUAUUUUGUUAUGACUGGAAGUAAGAAACCUAGAAAAUAAAUAUAACAUGUCAUUUUAAGAAAACAGAGGAAAGAAAGAGAGGGAAUGUGUUAGCUUCACAUCUUAAGUUUCUCCUAAUUGUGUUUAUCCAUUUGGGUUCAGACAUUAAAUACAGUAAGAUGAGGGUAGAGGUUGGGGUGAUGAGAGGGCUCAUCAGAAUUCACCAGAAGGUCCCCUUUUAGGCAGACGGUUGUGAAAUUACCACGAGGCUGUCAUUAAUGAUAGACAUUUAUUGUCUGUUAAUGUCUGUCCAUAAGGGAAAUAUAAAGUUAAAUAACACUACUAGAGUUAUAACUAUAGUUGCUAUGUUUUGAAUAUGUAUUAAAUAUGGAGGUUGUUACCUGCUAAUAGUAACAGAGGUGCUCUUAAUGUAAGUUACUGCAUUUUAGUUUAAAAGCAACGGUUCAGCACUUGUCUUACAAAAGGCACCUAAUUCAGUUUCCUGACCAGGGUAGCCUGAUGGGACAGUACCAGGUACCGACGGCUGCUGCUGAUGAUUAGCUUGCUGUUGCUCUGGCUUUGGUUGGACUGUUACUAAAUUUUUUUUUAAGCUUUCCAAAUUAGAAGGAACUGAUUUUUUUAACUGACUCACAUUAACAUUGGUAAUAUUUUGUUACCAAUAUUUUUGGUAAAAAAGUAAAACCAAUUAAGGUAUUGACAUAUAAAUUGAAAUUUGUAAAAAAUAUUUUUCAUAUU
Molecule: messenger RNA, 3028 nt
Organism: Camelus dromedarius (Arabian camel)
Lineage: Eukaryota; Metazoa; Chordata; Mammalia; Artiodactyla; Camelidae
Gene: GAS2L3
Product: growth arrest specific 2 like 3
Exons: 10
Coding region: 239-2332 (697 amino acids)
Biological process (GO): actin crosslink formation
Cellular component (GO): actin filament
Molecular function (GO): microtubule binding; actin filament binding; cytoskeletal adaptor activity
Source: RefSeq, a predicted model, not a curated record